UGCAGCAUGGUAGGUUGUUUAUACACGUCCCUUAAAGUUUUGCACCACCGAUAUGGAGAUUAUUUUUCGCCUCUUGUUAUCUUUAUUAGGCCUGAUUCUGUCAGUAUCAUCGCAAACUUAUUAUCUCUGCAAUGGAAUUUAUUACACCUAUGCAAAUCCAGCUUGUAGGUACCCAUCCUUGACGUCCACCAGCACGACGAGCAUCCUGUACUCGUGCAAUGGCGCCCUCUCCACCAUCCCUAAUGGUGCCUGUUCGUACCAAUCCGCUCCCAUCAACGGCGUCUACUACGGCACCCCGGCGACAACAACCACAGGCACGCUGUUUUCCUGCAACGGGGUCGUCAGCACCACCGCCAGCACGGCGUGUACGUACAACACGGCGCCGGUCAACGGGGUUUACUACGGCACGCCCACUACAACAACCACCGGGACGUAUUAUUCGUGCAACGGUGUCACCAGCACCGUGCCCAGCAGCGCCUGUACGUACAACACGGCACCGGUCAACGGGGUGUACUACGGUACGCCCACAACCACCAGCACGUCCGGUGUGCGGUAUCUGUGUAAUGGCGUGUACUACAGUUACGCCUAUCCUGGAUGCACUUAUCCGUCCUUAACCAACACGGUCACCAAUAUCAACACGGCCAGACCGACGUAUUACCUGUGCAAUGGAGUAUACUAUACCUAUGCGAAUCCGGCAUGCACGUACCCGACUCUGACCGGCUAAUUACCCUCGCUACUCCAGGGUGACCAUCGUCUGGCAGCUUCCGCUCUGCAUUACUCGUAAAUUGUUUUUCAGCGGUGUGUUAGCGUACCUUCUGUUGAAAUCUGACGCACUUCAAAUCUUACGUUAUACUAGCGGAAUCAGAUGAACUAGGUAUUGAAAAUGCGUCUGUGGGAUAAAAAAACUAAAA
Messenger RNA from Paramacrobiotus metropolitanus, 911 nucleotides. RefSeq lists its product as uncharacterized. Lineage: Eukaryota; Metazoa; Tardigrada; Eutardigrada; Parachela; Macrobiotidae. Bases 53 to 724 code for a protein of 223 amino acids. The transcript has 4 exons. The record is from RefSeq and is a predicted model, not a curated record.